Messenger RNA from Aureobasidium musti, 360 nucleotides. Lineage: Eukaryota; Fungi; Ascomycota; Dothideomycetes; Dothideales; Saccotheciaceae. The record is from the annotation of a GenBank genome assembly.
AUGCGCGGUCUUCUGCUUCUCUUCUUAGCGACCAUGGGAUUGGCCAGCCUACAAACCCCUAUGGACGGUCAAACAGGAACAAUCAGCCUGCUGGACAUUAUCAAAUCACCAGAACUGGCUGCCACUUGCGGUAUCAUGAUGGAUAAUUCUCCUGGCUACUCGUAUAUCGACGUUGACCUACGCGAUAUCAAUCUACUCAAAGUCUCGAUCAGGCAUGGUGAUGACGACUCGGUCAUUUCGCAAAUGGAGAUGGCAACGAAUUCGAAAGCUGCAACUUGGUUGGAAGCUGAGGAAGCUUGGCAGGAGGAGAUGGCUCGCCAAAGACAGUCCGAAUCCUCUGAUUUGGAGUCAAUUAAUUGA